This is a messenger RNA of Uloborus diversus, 1283 nucleotides long. RefSeq names its product protein phosphatase 1A-like (gene alph). Gene Ontology annotation, cellular component: cytosol; nucleus. The record is from RefSeq and is a predicted model, not a curated record. NCBI's taxonomy places the organism in Eukaryota, Metazoa, Arthropoda, Arachnida, Araneae, Uloboridae. Gene Ontology annotation, biological process: negative regulation of stress-activated MAPK cascade; protein dephosphorylation. Gene Ontology annotation, molecular function: manganese ion binding; magnesium ion binding; protein serine/threonine phosphatase activity.
AGACAUCUCAGCACAAUUUAUAUCAUUCACAUUUUAGUGAUGAUGAUUAAUCUGGGUAGCAAUGGUGGAUGAUGAUGUGCAAGUGAAAAAUAACAUUAAACCUUCCUAUUAUUAUUGAUGAAGAUUCCUAAGCAUUCCUGAAAAUGGGUGCAUUUUUGGAUAAACCAAAAACAGAAAAACACAGUGAGCAUGGCUGCGGAAAUGGACUGUCUUAUGGCCUCAGCAGUAUGCAGGGAUGGAGGGUCGAGAUGGAAGAUGCACAUUGCGCCCUGGUCGGCCUUCCUCACGGCUUGAAAGAUUGGAGUUUCUUUGCUGUGUUUGAUGGUCAUGCCGGAGCCAGAGUCAGCGCCCACUGUGCUGAAAACUUGCUGAACACCAUCAUACAGUCUGAGGAUUUCGGUAGUGACUCCGGAAACAACAUGGAAUUCACUGUCGAAGAUGUGGAGAAAGUAAAGAAAAGUAUCAGGGACGGUUUCCUUCACCUAGACGAGAGAAUGAAGAAAAUACCAGAAAUUGCAUCUGGUGAAGACAAAAGUGGCUCAACCGCUGUGUGCACUCUCAUCUCUGCAACUCGUUUCUAUUUUGCCAACUGUGGGGACUCCCGUGCAGUUCUGUCACGCAACAAGCGAGCGUUCUUCGUCACGGAAGAUCACAAGCCAAUCAAUCCAGCCGAGAAGGAGCGCAUCCAGAAAGCGGGGGGUAGUGUCAUGAUUCAGAGGGUCAACGGCUCUCUCGCGGUGUCUCGAGCUUUAGGUGAUUACGAGUACAAGCAGGUGGAAGGCAAAGGACCAUGUGAACAGCUCGUGUCGCCAGAACCUCAAGUGGACGUUUUAGAGCGACACAGUGACUUCGAUGAGUUUCUUGUUUUGGCUUGUGAUGGUGUGUGGGACGUUAUGACGAAUGAUGAAAUUUGUGAUCAUAUUAGGUAUAUGAUGCAGAUCACAACAGAUUUGGAAUUCAUCUGCAACUGUGUAAUAGAUGCAUGCCUUUGUAAAGGAAGUAAAGAUAAUAUGAGCAUCGUACUUGUCGCCCUUCCUGGAGCUCCAAAAUUAUCAGAAAAGGUUAUUCAACAAGAUAAAGAAAUAAACAAAAUGUUAGAAAAAAAAGCAAGAGAGAUUGUUUCGGGAGCUGAAGGUAUAGAAAUAACAGAAGUUAUGCGAAUUUUAGCUGAAGAUGAAAAUGUUCGGAAUACUUUAUUAACGGUACCUCUAGGAUCUUUAUUUUUUAAGCAUUCAUUUGUGGAAGAAGUAUGUAAUAAAUUGAAAAAUAAUCCAUCUGUGCAU